AUGCCACCAGUCCUCUCGCCUCCAUUGAUCACAAUGUCAUCCGGCCUGAGCUACUUCUCGAGGGCAACUGGAAGCAGUGGCUCCUGCACGCAAUCUAUCGGUAGCGAUGAUUCUUGGUCUCGUCACAGUGGUAUUACGUCCCAGCCGCCGCCGAUGUAUGGCACUCCAGGCGACAGUCCUACCGUUUACCACCCAAGCACUAAAAGAACGUCACCGCCACACCUUGAACGUGGACCCUUGGACGCUCAGAGUGCUGCCGCGAGGCCUCUGAAGCCUAUUUCUCCAGACUUUAACUUCUCCAUGCCCUACAGCGGACUGCCGGUGACUUCCCAGAUUACUACCGGCAUUCCUGCACCGUCAGGGACAACACUGCCACGUCCUAUGUCCCACUACCCGGAGUGGGAUCAUCCUGCUCGCUUGCCGGCGGAAUCUCUGAGACGUGAAUACGACUUCGCCAGGUCAUACGAGACUCCGGAAUACAUGGUUGAGCGAAACAGUCGACGAGCUGCUGAUAAAUUCAAAGGCACCACAAGAUAUCACUCACAAAGGAGACCAUCUAACCGGGAUGAGUUUGACGGCCCCCAUCAACUACUAGAGCCUCCCUCCCCACGUGUGAUGGCGGCGCAAGGGAGAGAUUUGCCUCAUCUACCUACUAAUCUUGAUGUUUCAGAGCAAGAUCGUAUUCUGUCGUCGGUGAAUGAGCGAUUGUCGCAAUGCGCAUUCGACUUUGUUGCAAAGUACCAAUUUCCGAUUCCACUGGAACCGGACAAGAGACAGGUGAGAGUGCCCUCAGACCGUGAAUGGACUGAGUGGGUAUACCUCCUCAAAAGACUGGCCACCAAGCGGCGGAUCCCCGCCAGGGUCCUCUAUAAUGGCCAGAUUAAGCAGCUAGUCACUAUACUGGAAAAUUCCUUGGAGAUGAGACAUGCUGCCAAGCACCAGUCCAGGCCCAUUAAAGACGACCGAAACGUUCUUCAGCUGAUCUCUGCCGGCACGCAGGUGGCCAAGAUUCUCAAGGAUGCCACUGCAAUGGAUUAUCUUGACCGUCUUUAUGUUGACACGGAGAAGCGCAUCCAAGACCGGCGCAGUCGUCGGGUGAAAUUUACCGGCCCCUGA
Aspergillus homomorphus CBS 101889 is the source of this 1116-nucleotide messenger RNA. RefSeq lists its product as uncharacterized. The coding region runs from base 1 to 1116 and encodes 371 amino acids. The transcript has 3 exons. NCBI's taxonomy places the organism in Eukaryota, Fungi, Ascomycota, Eurotiomycetes, Eurotiales, Aspergillaceae. The record is from RefSeq and is a predicted model, not a curated record.